UCACCUCUGAUGUUGCGGUGCUGAGAAUCCAUCGACCCAGAAACUACAACUACUUACCUUAAGCCUUGUGGCAAAGAAUCCGCAUCCCUCCUUAACUUGCAAUGGCGUUCUUCUCCACUUUCUUCCUCAAUUCCCUAGAAUCUGAGUUAACUCUGCAUUUCUCUAUUCUCCAUCAAAUCCACAAUAACACCUAAUUUUUUCUUUGCCACAAACAGAAAGCAGUUGAAUAUUGCUGAUUUUGGGAGAAUUUAUAUUGACAAUCAGAAAUGGAUGCUUCUGACAUUAACAGAAGCUUGGUAAGUGAACUCGAAGCAAUGGGAUUUUCAGAGGCUCAAGCCACCAAGGCUCUUUGUUCAUCUGGUAACUCAAGCCUUGAGGCUGCAGUAAAUUGGAUUGUUGAUCAUGAGGAUGAGACAUACAAUGAUGAGAUGCCCAUGGUUUCAGUUGACAUUAUUGAAACUCCUACUCCUACUUUCGAUUCGGAACAAGCAAAGUUGAAAGCACAAGAGCUGAGGGACCGAGCACGCAAGAGGAGAGAAGAGGAAGAGAAAAAACUGGACAAGGAAAGGGAGAAGGAAAGGAUACGUGCAGGCAAAGAACGGCUUGCAACAAAACGAAUGGCAGAGGAAAAUGAGAGGAAGCGUUUUGAAGCACAGAGGAAGACCGAAAAAGAGGAGGAGAGAAGGGCAAGGGAAAGAAUUCGUCAAAAGCUUCAGCAGGACAUGGCAGACAGGAGGGCUAGACUUGGUUCGUCUUUGAAUAGCGGUACAUCUUUAAAAUCCAUUAAAACCUCGAAGCCAGAGACAAAGAAUCCUUUGAAAGUUGAUUCUGCCGUGUUAUCUGGUAACUUAAUUACGAAGAAAGAGGUUUUGAUGGAAUGCUUAAGAUCUCUCAGGCGUCAGCACAAGGAAGAGGAUAUGAAAGUGCAACGGGCCUUCAAAACUCUGUUAGUUUAUGUGAAAAACAUCGUUAGCAAUCCUGAUGAUGGAAAGUUCAGGAAGAUCCGGCUUAGUAAUCCAGCUUUCCAGGCUAGAGUUGGGCUUUUCAAAGAAGGCGUGCAGUUUCUCGAACUCUGUGGGUUUGAAAGAGCUGAGAAAGAUGAUUUUUUGGUCUUGCGCAGCGACAAGGUCGAUAUGGCGCUACUGAGAUCAGCUGGCAUGGUUUUGCACACUGCCAUUACAAAUCCCUUCUUUGGGCUACUUUCAAUGUAAGGUGGUUUCCCCAUGGAAUUAGAGGCUUGAUGCUUGACACUCAACAGAGCACUAACUUCUAGUUGAUUUGACGACUUCUAUUGGACUUGAAUUUGUAUAGUAGCCUGAAUCAGAUAUUCUAUUUAUUUGAACUUUAAUGCCUCCUAUAAAUGUACUUGUAUGCAUAUGGUGUGUACUAUGUAGUUUAAUCUUCCCUCCCAUCCCCUGCCCCUCAGAUAUACAA
This is a messenger RNA of Solanum stenotomum, 1434 nucleotides long. RefSeq lists its product as uncharacterized. Gene Ontology annotation, molecular function: protein binding. NCBI's taxonomy places the organism in Eukaryota, Viridiplantae, Streptophyta, Magnoliopsida, Solanales, Solanaceae. The record is from RefSeq and is a predicted model, not a curated record. The coding region runs from base 267 to 1211 and encodes 314 amino acids. The transcript is spliced from 11 exons.